Molecule: messenger RNA, 1668 nt
Organism: Cynoglossus semilaevis (tongue sole)
Lineage: Eukaryota; Metazoa; Chordata; Actinopteri; Pleuronectiformes; Cynoglossidae
Product: cold-inducible RNA-binding protein A
Exons: 7
Coding region: 184-771 (195 amino acids)
Molecular function (GO): RNA binding
Source: RefSeq, a predicted model, not a curated record
UGCGUAAGUAUCAAAAGUAUCGAUAUUUUGAUUACAGAAUCGAUUUCAGAGCAUGAAGAUCCAGAAUCGGAAGUAUUGAUAUUUCAGGAUCGAUCCGCACAUCACUAGUCCGCAGUUAGCCGGUGAGUCACCAUCUCUUCCACGAUCUAACGGAGGUACUUGUGUUCAUUUUAAACAUCAAAUAUGUCGGACGAGGGUAAGCUGUUCGUUGGGGGGCUGAGCUUCGCAACUGAUGAGGAGUCUCUAAACGAGGCCUUUAGCAAAUACGGAUCCAUUGAGAAAGUGGAUGUGAUAAGAGAUAAAUUUACAGGAAGGUCUCGUGGCUUUGGUUUUGUGAAGUACAAUAAUGUUGAUGAUGCCAAGGAUGCCCUGGAAGCUAUGAAUGGCAAGUCUCUGGAUGGAAGGCAAAUCCGUGUAGAUGAAGCUGGCAAAGGUGGUGGACAAUCCAGAAGUUAUACAUCUGGUGGCCCCCGCAACAACAGAUUUGGAGGAGGAUCAUCUCGUGGGAGAGGUGGGCGUGGUUACUCCAGAGACUUCGGAGGUGGUGGAUACUAUGGAGGAGACAGGAGUGGCGGUGACAGGAAUUAUAGCGACAGAAGCUUUGGAGGUGGAGAAAGGAGCUUUGGAAGUGGUGGUGGAGGAGGCGGCAGUGGUGGAUACAGGAGUGGAGGAUACUCGGGAGGCUACAGAGAAAACAGGGGCCAGGGUGGAUAUGGUGACCGCUCCGGAUCUUACCGCGACUCGUAUGACAGCUAUGCUUCACACGAGUAAAGAGCUCCCUGAUUCAAGAUCAUCACUUGGCUGGCUGUAUUUCAAAGAUGCGCUCAUCAAGGAAAAAAAUGUCUGUUAUUGCUGACCUUAAUUUGUACUUCUGUCAUAGUAGCUUGGACAUCUUUAACUAUGUAGCAGUCAGUUAAGUCAUUCCCGUAACAUGUAAACAAUUAAAUUGGAGCUCAAGCUUUUUGCUUAAUUGGUCGCCUAUAUUCCUUCAUUAGACAAAACUAAAAGGUAUCUUUGUAAUAUAAGUACUAAUACUGUAACUCUCCCAGUUUCAGUUCAAACAACUCUGGCUCUGUGUGGCUUUUCUUGAAGUCACAUAGGUUACUGGCAAGUCUGUCCUGCAACUUUCCCCUAUUUUAACCUAAAUUUUGUUGUCGGUUGUCUUUUAUAUAUUUAUAGUGAGGGGGUUUUUUGUCUCGUCAUUUCCCUUGCUUAGUCACCGUGACUGAACUACCUCAUAUCAGGCUUUAUACUGAAUGAGAAAGAUUCCCGUACCAGUAAACAGAUCUAGGGGAUUUAACACUAAAUCAUUUUUUUUAUCUAAAACUUAGUUUAGCCGAGGCUCCUGUAUGUUCAAUUUCCAAAAAAAUGAAUUCCUUUCAGACUGGUGAACUACACAUCCGAGGUGGCCGGCUGUUCAUGAAGUUGCAAAUUGCAGCAUGCUACAGUCUGUCUAAGGUAUCUUUUGUGCUCAACAUCUGCAUUUUAUAUGUGCUGUAAAUUGGACUAAACCUGUUUAAAGUGAUCGGAACAUGUACCUUUUUUUCCCAAAAGUAGUUUCAAUUUGGGAACAGUUUUGUACUUUAUGUUCUUUGUCAGCCUUGUCAUCAACCUUUUUCUUUGUCAAGUUUGGCUUCAUGGAGCCGAUUAAAUGAACUGUGGAAAAUA